UCUCUGCCAGCUGAUUGGCCAGUAUUUUUUGCAGGUGUGGUAGAGCGAGGUAGGUUGCUACAUGAAAGCCUGUAUCACCCGGCUCCUAACUCCGUUCUGGGCUGUUCUGUCUGCGGAAUGUAACGGUGCCAGAGCUUCGCUAUGGGCAGGGAGUCUGCAGGCCAGGCUUGUAGAGGCAGAGCUUGUUUCAUUGGCUGAAGCACUCCAUCCUCUCCUAUCUGCAGCACCAAGCCUCUCAUCCACAUACCGGCACACUGCAGGGGCAUUGUGCUAUCUGGCUUCCUGUAACACCGCACCUUCUUCUGCUCAGCUACCAUCUGACAAGAUGAGCCGGGGAUAUUCAGAAAACAAUAAUUUUCUUUAUGAUAAUAACCAGAUGGUUUUGGAUAUGAUUCUGUAUUCGCUGGUGGGUGUCCCUCAGCCCAUUAAUUGGGACAGUGUUGCAAGGCUGGUUCCAGGAUAUACAUCCAAAGAGUGUGCCAAGAGAUUUGAAGAACUGAAAAGCAGUGGGGCAUCGCCUGUUGACAACCAGUAUAACCCAUUGCUUGCAGCAGGAGGAAUUCCUCUGGAUAGCCUGGCUAUGUACAUCAAAUCUUCCCUGCUGGAUCCAGCGGAGGACCCAGAGGAGGUGGCAGAAGGAGAAUGCACCACCUCUACCACAGGAAGAUUGUGCCCUGUUUCAUCCAGGAACUGUUCUGCAGAAAAGGAGAAAUCCUCUUCAUCUGUGGGCAGAGAACACAAGAAAGGAAAUCAGGGGCCAAAUAUGGUCAUUCAUGUAUGUGACGAAGCCAAGAACCUGAGAGAAGACUUUGUGUGUCCACGAGAUGUUCUGAUCUCGGAGAUGAAGUACUUUGCAGAAUAUUUAACUACAGAUGCCCAACGAUGGGAGGAAGUGGAUAUAUCUGUCCACUGUGAUGUGCAUAUCUUUAAUUGGCUGAUAAAAUACGUCAAGCGGAAUUCAAAUGAAAUGGACAAGCAGGAUGUACCAAAACUGGAACCUGGAAACGUUAUUUCAAUUCUGAUCUCAUCUGAGUUUUUAAAGAUGGAUUCGUUAGUACAGGAAUGCAUUGACUACUGUCAUAAAAACUUGAGUGCCAUUGUUGCAACCCCAUGCAAUAUGAACUGCAUCAAUGCAAACCUCUUAACGAGGAUUACUGAUCUCUUCACACAUAAUGAGGCAGAUGAUAUAAAGGACAGGAAAGACAAAUUUAAGAGCAAAAUAUUCUGCAAGAAGAUUGAACGACUGUUUGAUCCUGAAUAUAAAAACCCAGAUUCUCCAGCAAGUGCUGCCACACUGUACAGAUGCUGGUUGUGUAAGAAGCUGCUGACAAAGGAAGUUGAGCAGAAGAUUGCCUGUCUACCUGGGAAAAUCAACAUCGACCAGUAUGGAAAUAUUGUUUUCUUUCACAUAAGAGACAAAACAUGGGACGUUCAUGAAUACCUGACUGGUUUAAACGAGGAACUGAAGUCCUGGAGAGAUGUAUAUUGGCGUUUAUGGGGGACUAUAAAUUGGCUUACCUGUUGCAGAUGUAAACAAACGUUCCUCUGCAAUGAGUUGUCACAUUGCCAGUAUCACCCUGAGCCAGCCGUGUAUGUAAGUGCAGCAAGUCCUCCGGAUUCCCCCGGGACUGGCGUCUAUCCCUGCUGUAACCAACGAGUCCUCAGGUUUGACCCCGCACAGCUUCCCAAGGGCUGUAAGGUGCGGGACCAUGUUAUAGGUGUGCCAGGUGGAGGCGAUGCAUCAGACAGUCCUUCUAGUAUUCUUCUCACCGAUCUCCUGAUGAGAAGGGACAUUGUAGUUGUGCCUUUUUCUAAAGACUUGAAUGGGGACUGUGGAAUCAGCCUAAGUCAAGAUAAAAGUCUUGAAUGUGAUGUCCAGGUAGAACCCAGCGCUCUAUGUGGACAGAAAGCUGGGGAGAUAAAUGCUUUUCUUUUAUUAAAAAACUUCAGUCUUCAGUUGAAGCAGCAGUCCCUGCUGUCUGAAGAGGACGACUACACAACGGGAUCUGAGGUGACCGAGGAUGAGGUUGGAGAUGAGGAAGAGGUGUCCAAAAAGCAAGCAGGUAGAAAAGAAAGACUGAAGAAGUCCAAUAGACAGCCAAAAAAACAAAUUUCUUCACCUAGCAUCCAUAAAAAAGAGAGACAACAAGAAAAGUCAUCUCGAGACUCCUCUCCAUUUACAGUGAGCGUACAGAGAAAUAAAUGGGAUGCAUCUCGCUCUUUGAGGUUUAACCAAGAUGCUCAAAGAGAGGACGACCAGAGAAGGAUGACAGAAAUCACAGGUCACCUGAUCAAAAUACGACUAGGAGACCUUGAACGCGUGAAAGCCAAGGAUGGGAAGGAACAUGCAGGUGGAAUUUACUCCAGACUCGAAGCUCAAAUCAAAGCCUCAGCUCAGUCUAAUACCCGGCAAAGUAAUACUGAAAAGAACCCCAGGUCAAAACCUCGUUUUGGUGCAGGACGGCCAACGUAAAUCCAGACAGUGAAUGACUUUUAUGUAUAGAACAAAGAUUUUAUUGGGAUUGAUGAUUUGUCCAUAAGGACAAUAUAAUUAUUCAUAGUUCUAACUCUUGCUUGGCAAGUUUUUGCUUUUCUGAAAGCUGCACAGGUGAAUUUGCUAAAGUAUUAUUUUAGCUGUAAAUGCUCUUUUUAAUUAAACUUAUUUUAAACAAA
Messenger RNA from Pseudophryne corroboree (corroboree frog), 2673 nucleotides. It is a transcript of the gene SANBR, whose product is annotated as SANT and BTB domain regulator of CSR. The record is from RefSeq and is a predicted model, not a curated record. The transcript has 22 exons. Lineage: Eukaryota; Metazoa; Chordata; Amphibia; Anura; Myobatrachidae. The coding region runs from base 62 to 2473 and encodes 803 amino acids.